AUGGGGAACGAAAGCCCUGACCCAUUAGUGGGUGACCCUUUGACUCUUUCCGAUAGAGAAAGAGACAGUGAACCCAAUGAGAUUGGAGAUGAUGAAGAGAUGCUUCUGCUACAAAUGGCGGGAUCCAAUACUGAACCUGUCUCGCCUAUUCUCAACGCAGUCCUGGGGAAGGGUUCAAAAUUAAACCAAACAGCCAACCCCAACCAACCCGCGGCGUCACUUGUACAACGCCCACGGAGCUCCGGCAUUGACCUGACAGCUUUCUCUUUUGCCAGACCUGCACAGCAUGGAAAGGCAUUUACCCUUCAUCCACCAGUCAAGCAAGCUUCAGCUGUUCCUGCGCCUCACAACAAUAGCAUCAUGCAAACGGAGCAGAAUGGAACCAGAAAGCCCGAUCGUACAACUCAUAAUCACCAAUCAAAAUUUCUACAGUCACCCAGACAGGGCACAGCAAAGUUGACAAAGACGUGUGUUGCUGAGCGCCUAGCACACGAGGAUGGGAGAAGCGUUUCACUUUCCCCUACAAAUAACAGGUCAAGAGUAUUGAAGCGCCGCCGAUCAGGUGGAAAAAGAAUCACCUCAAGACAACCCGCCUUUGGCAACGGCAAUGCAGACCUGUCUGAGGAGGACCUAUUCCAGCUCUUGUUUGUCAAGAUCAAGGCCCGAGAAGAGAAUGACGUCGUCGCUUCCAAUGAGAAAGAACAGUUAGAGGCCAAUAUUUCCGAGCUCACGCAAGAGAAUAAUGCUUUGAGAAGCCAGCUCGACGUCUUCAGUAAUGAGUUACAGCAAAGGACAUCGGAGUCCAAGGCGUACAAAACUCAGGUAGAGGCUUGGAAGGCGAAAAUAGCGAAGUUUAAAUACAUCCUUAACGAGCUGGCUUCUGGUUACAAAGCACUUCGCGUGGAAACAACUCAGCUCAAACUGACAAAAACAUCACUAGAUAGAGAUAAAGCGGAAAUAAAAGGCACAAUUGCUGAUACCAGGGAACAGUUGUUCCAUGCUUCCAGUACAGUUGAGAAGAGUCAAAGUUGUCUUGUGGAAUCACAAACUUUGAUCAACUCCAUGAAGCAGGCUUUGAAAAAUGCAGAGGAAAAGACACACUCUGUUCAGGAGCGUUUAUCCGACGAAAAGAAAAGAUCGUCCUUGCUAGAGACGUAUAUACAAGACAACUCACGUCUUCAGGCGAAAAGGAUAGGCCUUAUCAGGGCUGACCAACUCGAAAUGCUAAGAAAGCUUGAUUCAGGAUUUGAGACUGUGGCAAAGCAUGUUGACGUAUCUCAAACAUCUGCACAAACAAUCAUAAAGCAGACACUAGAAGAGUUUCAUUUGUCAUUUAGGCGCAUGGGUGAGAAUCAUGCCCAAGGAAAGAUGGACUUUGAGCAGUGUAAAGCGACUUUUCAGGAGUGUUCGUCUCAGAUUAAAUCUCUUACGGAAGACUUAGCAGCAGUCAUCGAAAGAAGCUUUAAAGUGAAUGAAGAUAGGGCACAGCUUCUAACAGAGCAGCUUCGGUCUGUUGAGGAAAAUGUGGGAGGUGAGUCUGCUCUACUCAAACGGCUUUCCGCAAGUGAAGUCACAUGUACCACUCUACAAGAAAGUCUUGAAGCUUGUGCACCAAGCAUUGAUAAGCUCGGUUCCUUCUUGGAGGGCGCUCGGGAGAAAGAGAAUAGCCUCGCUCGGCAAAUGGGACAGCUCGAAAUCCGACUAUCUGAGUUGCAAACCCCAGAAACAACCGAACCUACAGCCGCUGAAUUUAAAGAAAGAGUUGAACAUGAACUAAGGAUACAGCAACUAUCAGAUGAGCUGAGAACAGCCGAAGAACGCCUCAGGAGCAGAGCGAUUGAAAAUGAAGAGAUGAGGCUGUCAUUGCUCGAAGCCGUUACAAAAGGUCAGGAAGCAGAAGGCCGCGCAAACAAAUUCGAAUCAGAGGCAAUCGCACUCCAAGACGAAAUUAAGGUCAUAGAGUCCAAAAUCCGCGAAGAGCUUAAUAGGGCCAGCGUUAUCUCUCGAGAUCAAUAUAGAGUCAAGUAUGAACAACAAAUUCAUGAACUGUUAAGAGAGAAGAGCGAACUCUGCAAAAGUAUUGAAAAAGUCCGAGAUGAAUUAAUGGAGGCACAAAAAGCACUAGGGUUAGCGAAAGAUGAACAGAUAAAAGCCCUUGAAAGCAAGUGUAUUGAGAAAGAGAACUCACUUGCGGAGCAAGCUGCAGAGGUCAGCCGACUUCGAGAAAUGGAAUCAUCGAUCGCAACGCAGCAGUCAUGCAUGCAAAGACAGCUCCAUGAAGCUAACGAAAAAGCUGCAAGCCUUGAAAAGGAGCUCAUCGUGGUCAAGGAAGAGAGCAGUGCCUCAUAUAAGCUGUCACAAGAAAAAUUUGACAUACUUCAGAAAAACCUCCUAGUGAAGGAAGAAGAGUGCACAAGAAUCCAAAAGGAGCUAUCAGUGGAAACAUCAGCCAGGUUGAGCCUCGAGACUGGAAAGUCGAAGGCGAAAUCCGAGAUACACACUCUGCUUCGGCGAGUCCAAGAUUCAGAACACUGGGUAAAGAAGAUUAAAGAAUCACUUGAUCAGGUGGACGCUUUAUCACCCAAGGAACCCUUCUCUGAGACUUGGAACAGGCUGAUAGCGCUCCUACAGCCAUUAGGAGUGAAGAACAGCCUAGAAGCUACUCCAUUGAAUGAGCCUACGGAUGAAGGUGCCCUUAUUUGCCGGAAUGCUGAUGCUGCUAAUACAUCUAUCGCCUCAACGCCUCAACAAAGCUGUAGAGCUUUGGAAAACGACGUUGUCCAAACCACAGAACUUAUCUAUCGAACACAGAGUUUCCAGAGAAGUGUCUAUUCCUCUCCAGCCAAUGAGAGUCUGAAAGCUAGGGUGGCUGAUGUGAAACUUCCAUGCAUCCCGGACUCACAGCAGUCUAACAGCAUUGUACCAUUUUCAAGCAUUCGACAGCUAUCUCCAACAUGUUCAGUAUCCGACCAAGUUCCGAUCGAAUUUGCAGCCAUGCUAGUUUCGACACCAGAGGAAAAUAUCGUUACUGAAAAACCUGAUAUACUGACUAAUUCAAAUAGGAGCUGUCAAGUGGCAGCCAACUCCGCUGAGAAACAGGAUGCUGCAAGAACAGAGGAUACGAAAGAACGGUCGAGUGAAAGCACUCCAUUAGGAAAAAUGGAUCAGCAUUCUGGUGCUAGCCAGCCAGCUAGCCAGCUUCCUCACAUCCCGGAAGAUAUGGAAACUUCCGCGGUAACGCCAAAAGCAGUCACAUUUGAAACGGACAUUCCAUCGACAAGCAGGGAAAAGCGCAAGGCUUCAGACUCUGAAAACUGCCACGAGCAGAAAGAUACAUCGCAAAUGCCGCUACCUGGUCGAAUGAACCGAAGAACCUAUAGUAGGAAUCGGCAGACGCCUCAAGUGCGCAGCCAAGAGCAGUUCGCGCAUCAGAAUUACUUGCCUCCUUUAAGUAGUAAAGCCUUGGACCACGAUAGCGCUGAAAGGCCAGACUCUGCCAACAAAAGAGCUAGGGGCCCGACCUCACCCCAGCCGAGACGCCUGACAAGAGCUGAUUCUAGAUGCUUUGAGCGUAAGACAAGUCCUACGAGUCUCGCGUCUGGUAGCAGUCGACAUUCUUCUAUGAAUGGAAACCGCUCCAAUAAUCAAAGGUGGCCAGCUCGUGGAGGAAGAAGAACAAGAGGUAAAUACCUGUCCGAGUCAACAAGGUUGCACAUGGUAUCGUUACUGAGUUGUCUAAGGUAA
Aspergillus oryzae RIB40 is the source of this 3744-nucleotide messenger RNA. RefSeq lists its product as uncharacterized. The record is from RefSeq and is a predicted model, not a curated record. NCBI's taxonomy places the organism in Eukaryota, Fungi, Ascomycota, Eurotiomycetes, Eurotiales, Aspergillaceae. The transcript has 5 exons. The coding region runs from base 1 to 3744 and encodes 1247 amino acids.